Brassica napus (rape) is the source of this 1179-nucleotide messenger RNA. Its product is annotated as CDP-diacylglycerol--glycerol-3-phosphate 3-phosphatidyltransferase 1, chloroplastic. The transcript is spliced from 6 exons. NCBI's taxonomy places the organism in Eukaryota, Viridiplantae, Streptophyta, Magnoliopsida, Brassicales, Brassicaceae. Gene Ontology annotation, cellular component: membrane; chloroplast envelope. The coding region runs from base 98 to 910 and encodes 270 amino acids. The record is from RefSeq and is a predicted model, not a curated record. Gene Ontology annotation, molecular function: CDP-diacylglycerol-glycerol-3-phosphate 3-phosphatidyltransferase activity. Gene Ontology annotation, biological process: glycerophospholipid biosynthetic process.
UCAAAACAGUGGUUUUAUUUUUUUAUCUAUUUUAGCUUUAUUCAACUUCAGCUUCUUCGAUAUUACUGAAUCAAAAAUCAAAAAGCUCAAAUCGGCCAUGCUCAGAUCCAGCCUUGCUUCCUUAAUCGUCGACCUCAAUUUGCGGCGCACGUUACGUCUUUCUUCCCCGGCGGCGCAUCUUAGCCGUUCCUCAGGCUGCGUUUUCGCUCCCCGUCACUCCUCCCAAAAAGCUAUAACCUUUAGGGUUCAGCGAUGUCGUCCCCACCACCGCGUAACACCCUCCUUCUCUUCCUCUUCAUACCCACCACCACCCUCCUCUUCCUCCAAAGUUCUUACACUGCCCACCGUCUUAACCCUUUGUCGUGUUGCUGCCGUUCCACUUCUCGUCGCAACGUUCUACGUUGAUGGUUGGUGGGGAGCAACUGCCACCACAAGCAUCUUCGUUGCAGCAGCCGUUACUGACUGGCUUGACGGCUAUCUUGCACGCAAGAUGAAGUUAGGUUCUGCGUUUGGAGCGUUUUUGGAUCCUGUUGCAGAUAAGCUUAUGGUCGCAGCUACACUCAUCUCACUGUGUACAAAACCUAUCGACGUUGCUGUGUUAGGACCAGUCCCAUGGUUACUAACGGUACCGUCUAUUGCAAUCAUUGGUAGAGAGAUUACAAUGUCCGCAGUGAGAGAAUGGGCUGCAUCUCAAAAUGGAAAGCUUCUAGAGGCCGUUGCGGUUAACAACUUGGGAAAGUGGAAAACCGCCACGCAGAUGACAGCACUAACCAUACUUCUCGCAAGCCGGGACCUCAGCGUUGGAUGGCUCGUAGCUUCCGGUGCUGGGUUGCUUUAUGUAUCAGCAGGACUAUCGGUUUGGUCUUUACUCGUUUAUAUGAGGAUGAUAUGGAAAGUACUGCUGAAGUAGGUUGUAAUCUAUCUAUCUAUCGGUUUUGUUUUGCUUUAAACCUGCAUUUGCAUAUAAGCAUUGAUGGAGUGUCUCGCUCAUAGUCUGUACAGUAGCACAAGAUUUGAAUAUGCUGUUGAGCAGGAAUCUUGUGGGGGAAAUGAUUGAACAGCAGGUAGUAAUGAAGCAGUUGUAGUAGUUUGAGAAUAUGCUAGAUGGUUUUGCUCUGCUCUGCACUUAGCAGCUUCUUGUUUAAUUAAUAAUAUUUUAUUGAAAAAAAUGUUCUUGUA